CACAUCUCUCUGCCGCAUUUGCGGCGUUUUGCAGAGUUUUUGCACCAGGCAUUGCUGAGGCAUUGAGACUUGAUCGUGCAGUGCAGUGCAUCAUCGCUGCAUAGCUGUCCUAGCCUUACGAGACGCCAUGACCUCCACAGAGGCAAGAGGCGCCUCGGCCACGCGCGAGUUUGCAUUAGCCUUGGCCAGCGGUGGCUUGUACGGUGCAACCAAUACCGUAGUGGGCCACCCCUUCGACACCGUCAAGACGAAGAUGCAGACGCAAAGCGGCUUCACCAGCAGCGGCGCCUUGGCCUCCGCGCGGCAGAUCCUCUCGAGCGAGGGCGCCGUCGGUUUCUAUAGAGGGUGCCUGCCGCCGAUGUGGGGCAGCGCGGUCUACCGCUCAGCUCAAUUUGCCGUCUACGACUUAUUAUAUGCAGAGGCCGAGCGUCACCCCGCGUCGCUGGAGCACGUGCCCGGAACUGAUAUGCAGUGGCGCGUGCUGGGGGCAGGAGCCGUCGGCGCGACGGCGCGGACCGUGCUCGAGAGUCCGAUCGAGUACGCCAAAGUCAAAGGUCAGACUAAUCAAAAGUGGCGAUUUAACGAGGUCUACCGCGGCGCCGGGCUGCAGUGGGCUAGAACCGGUCCCAUGAUGACGCUGUAUUUCUGCCUUUUUGACGCGUGCAAGCGCAACGGCUACGCGUCGACGCCCACCGGCCAAUUUUUCUCGUCUGGCGGCUGCGCGUUGAUCGGAUUUUGGGUGGUCUGGCCGUUCGAGAACCUCAAGAACCAGGCGCAGGCGGGCAAGAACUGGCUCGCGCACGCGCGCACCACUGGAUUGCUCGGACUCUACCGAGGCAUCGUGCCGGGCUCCAUGUCCGUAUUUCUCCGGAACGGCGCCGCGAUGAUUGUCAUGCAACGCGCGAACCGACUCAUCACGGAGCUCGGGCUCCGGGACUAA
Molecule: messenger RNA, 940 nt
Organism: Pelagomonas calceolata
Lineage: Eukaryota; Pelagophyceae; Pelagomonadales; Pelagomonadaceae
Source: the annotation of a GenBank genome assembly